Hevea brasiliensis (rubber tree) is the source of this 2808-nucleotide messenger RNA. Its product is annotated as glycerophosphodiester phosphodiesterase GDPDL3. Gene Ontology annotation, molecular function: glycerophosphodiester phosphodiesterase activity. The record is from RefSeq and is a predicted model, not a curated record. Lineage: Eukaryota; Viridiplantae; Streptophyta; Magnoliopsida; Malpighiales; Euphorbiaceae. The transcript is spliced from 9 exons. Gene Ontology annotation, biological process: lipid metabolic process. Bases 103 to 2409 code for a protein of 768 amino acids.
AAAGCCAGCCUGAAACGGUUCAGUGCUUCACCUCUCUCUCUCUCUCUAUCAAAUCUCGCGCAUUUCCUCAAGUAACUGACCGGAAGCUGCUUUGCUCAGUCGAUGAGUCGCCGGAGAGAUUCACCGGCUGCAAUGACUAGCCCACGCGCCUUUAAUUCUCUAAUGAUUGAAUUUCUGCUGCUUCUCUCUGUAGUAACUCUGGUUUCUGCUCAGAGAUCUACUAGUCGCUGGCAGACACUUAGCGGAAAGCCACCUUUAGUUGUAGCACGUGGAGGGUUUUCAGGGAUAUUUCCAGAUUCAAGCUCAAUUGCUUAUCAAUUGGCAUUGCUGACCAGUGUACCCGAUGUAAUUCUAUUGUGUGAUGUGCAGUUAACCAAAGAUGGAAUAGGGAUUUGUGCUCCUGAUCUCAGGCUAGAAAAUUCUACCGAUAUUAAUCUAGUUUUCGAAAAUAAGCGCCAGACUUACCUAGUUAAUGGUGUUCCCACCCAAGGAUGGUUUUCAGUGGAUUUCACUUUCAAUGACUUAGUAUCAUCUGUCGUCUAUACCCAGGGUGUCUAUUCUCGAUCUAACAAGUUUGAUGGCAAUUUGUUUCCAAUUCAGACUGUUGAGAAUGUGACUGCACUAAAACCACUAGGCACAUGGUUGAAUGUUCAGCAUGAUGCCUUCUUCACGCAACACAAUUUGAGCAUGAGAAAGUAUAUACUUGCUCUAUCUAGAAAAGUGAUUAUCAAUUAUAUCUCUUCUCCAGAGCUGGCUUUCUUGGGAAGUAUUGCUGCACGAGUCAACACUAAUGUAACAAAGCUGGUCUUCCGAUUUCUGGAACCUGACGAUUUUGAGCCUUUAACAAACCAGACUUACGGUUCUCUGUCGAAGAAUUUAACAUUUAUCAAGACAUUUGCCUCUGGAAUUCUUAUCCCUAAGGAUUACAUAUGGCCUGUUGAUCCAACUUCUUACUUACAAUCUCAUACUUCUGUUGUCUUGGAUGCACACAAAGCAGGGCUAGAAGUUUUUGCAUCAGAAUUUUACAAUGAUGUUCCAUUUAGUUUCAAUUACAGUUAUGAUCCAGUUAGUGAAUAUUUAUCUUUCAUCGAUAAUGGUGAUUUCUCUGUUGAUGGUGUACUAUCUGACUUCCCAAUAACUCCAUCAGCGGCAAUAGUUUGCUUUUCUCAUAUUGGCAAAAAUGCUUCAAAACAAUCUAAUGUUUUGGUCAUCUCAAAAAAUGGUGCAAGUGGAGAUUACCCCGGUUGUACUGACAAGGCAUACCAGAAUGCUAUUUUAGAUGGUGCAGAUGUUAUUGAUUGUCCUGUCCAAAUGUCGAAGGAUGGCAUACCAUUUUGCUUAGGCUCCAUAAAUCUUAUUGACAGUACAACAGUUGCUCAGUCCCCUUACAGCAACCUUUCAGAAAUAAUUCCAGAGCUCAGUGGAGGCAGUGGAAUAUAUACCUUUAGCUUGACAUGGAAUCAGAUUCAGACCUUGACUCCGGCAAUAGCAAGCCCAUAUGCAAAAUAUGAGUUGUCGCGGAAUCCAAAGUUCAGAAAUGAUGGGAAGUUCUUAAGCUUGUCUGAUUUCUUGGCCCUGGCAAAGAACACUAGCUCUCUUUCUGGUGUCUUGAUAAGCAUUGAGAAUGCUUUCUAUCUGAUAGAGAAGCAGAAAUUACCUGUAACUGAUGCGGUGCUUGAAGCUUUGAGCAAAGCUGGGCAGAUUGCAACAGAAGUUAUGAUUCAGUCCACAAAUAGUUCUGUUCUGAUGAAGUUUAAGGAAAAAAGUAAUUUCAAGCGUGUUUACAAGGUCGAUGAGAAUAUUCGAGAUGCUCUUGAUGCAACCAUUAAAGACAUCAAGACAUUUGCUGAUUCUGUGGUCAUCAGCAAGAGUUCUGUCUACCCCGAUAAUGCACUAUUCCUCACUGGUGUUACAAAUGUUGUGCCAAGGCUAAGCUCAGCUGGGCUCGCUGUUUAUGUAGAGACCUUCAGCAAUGAAUUUGUAUCUCAAGCAUGGGAUUUCUUCUCGGAUGCCAAUGUGGAGGUUAACUCCUAUGUCAUGGGUGCCAAUGUUAGUGGUGUUAUCACAGACUUCCCUCGAACAUCAGCUAGAUACAAAAAGAACCGUUGUUUAAAUUUGGGCAACAGCACGCCUCCUUACAUGGCCUCUGUUCAGCCAGGCAGUCUCAUGCAACUAAUUACACGUGAAAACUUGCCACCAGCUGAGGCUCCUAACCCAGUGCUAACAGAGAAUGAUGUGACAGAGUCACCUUUGCCCUCCGUAGUAGCUGCGAGAGUUCCAUCUUCCAGCCCAGGUGGUGGAACUACACAAGCAGCUCCUCGAGGAGCACCAAAUAGACAGCCAAAGAUUGCUGCAUGCUUCUUCCUUACAAAUCUGGCCAUUCUUUUAACCGUGUUUUUGUUGCUUUGAAAUCGGGAAAUGGUCACUCAGCUCGCCUGCUUAUUUCCAGUCUCAUUGUUCUAGGAUCAACAAGCUUGGAUCUUUUGGCUGCGUAAUUGCUCACUACAAAUCCUUUUCUCCCCUUUUUUGGGUAUUUACUGAAAAGCGGUGCAUUUCUUUUUUUGUAGGAGUGUUCAUUGUUCCCCUUGUAAUAUGAGAGAAACAAUGUUCUUGAAAGGUACAUGUGAAGACGGAAUUCAUUACCUGUGUAAGAUAUAUUUAUAUUCUUUGGUGUGUGUCAUUUAUGAGAGAAGUUGAGGCGUGGACUGACUGUAACCAUGGAUAGAUCAUACUUCUAUUUGUUCUCCUGUUAUAUGGAUCAGAGUUUAUUUCUCUUCAACAAAUAAUUGAAUAUUAUUUAUAAUUUUA